Messenger RNA from Australozyma saopauloensis, 456 nucleotides. RefSeq names its product Ifg3p (gene IFG3). Gene Ontology annotation, biological process: D-amino acid catabolic process. Gene Ontology annotation, cellular component: cytoplasm. Gene Ontology annotation, molecular function: FAD binding; D-amino-acid oxidase activity. The transcript has a single exon. The coding region runs from base 1 to 456 and encodes 151 amino acids. NCBI's taxonomy places the organism in Eukaryota, Fungi, Ascomycota, Pichiomycetes, Serinales, Metschnikowiaceae. The record is from RefSeq and is a predicted model, not a curated record.
AUGUACCCUACGAGAGGACAAGUUUUGGUCAUCAAAGCUCCUCAUAUCACUGAGAAUGUGAUGCGUUGGGGAGACGAUUAUGCAACGUAUAUCAUCAAACGUCCUCAUUCAAACGACCAGUUGAUUUUGGGCGGGUUCAUGCAGAAGGAUGACUGGCGUGCUGACACGUUCAGCGACCAGACGAGGGACAUUUUGUCUAGAACGACCGCAUUGCUUCCAGACAUCCUUUUGAAUAAUCCUGGCGGCGCCAAAAUUGAAGACUUGGAGAUUGUGAGAUCUGCAGCUGGACUCAGACCAAGUCGCCAUGGUGGUGUAAGGAUCGAACGCGAAAGCAUCGACGAGGGCAAAGUCGUAGUCCACAACUAUGGCGCCAGUGGAUAUGGAUACCAGGCUGGCUUGGGCAUGGCCGAGAAGAGUGUGCAAUUGGCCAUGGAAGGCCGGGCCUCCAAAUUGUGA